Molecule: messenger RNA, 2739 nt
Organism: Theileria orientalis strain Shintoku
Lineage: Eukaryota; Apicomplexa; Aconoidasida; Piroplasmida; Theileriidae
Exons: 15
Coding region: 1-2739 (912 amino acids)
Biological process (GO): double-strand break repair via homologous recombination
Cellular component (GO): Smc5-Smc6 complex; site of double-strand break; nucleus
Molecular function (GO): single-stranded DNA binding; damaged DNA binding
Source: RefSeq, a predicted model, not a curated record
AUGGAGGAGAAGAUUAACUCUGAAAAGAAGAAUCUGGAGGACUGCAAGGAAGAAUUGAAGAUCAGAAAACAAGUGUUAGAACCUGAUCAGAAAAAGUUGGAGGCUUUGAGUAACCAGAUUGAAACAUUUGAGGAGAAGUUAAACGAGUGGAAAUCAGCAAAAGAAUCGUAUAAAUUGGCAGUUUAUAAAGAAUCCAAGGAGCAUUACGAAGCCUGUAAAAACAAAUGUGAAAAGUUCAAGGAAAAUAAUCCCAGUGAGAAGGUAAAAAGGUUGGAAGAAACAGUUGCCUCCCGAGAGGAGGAACUUGGCAAGUUAAAAAAGGAGAUAGACGUCCUUCUUUCAAACUCCCUGGACCAGAAGGAUAAAAUCAGGAACACUUCUGACAGUAUUUCAGCCUGUGAGGAUGGCAUUAAAGAGCUAAAAUCGUCGAUGAUGUCCUUAGAAUCGAACAUAUCUCAGGUUGAAAAUGACCUAAAAAGAUUGGGAACUGAGAAGACGAGUGAAGCGGACCGCAAGGAAUCGGAGGAACUAAAGAAGAAAUUGGAAAUCAUAAACAGUGACUAUGAAAGGCUGCAAGAUAACUAUCAGUCGUUAAUGAGUGAGCUGACGUCGUACGAGGACGACAACAACGAAAUAGAAAUUCAAAUGAAACAAGUAAACAUCGACAUGGAUGAACUGAAAAGGGACAAAGAGACAUUGAGCGCCACUGCCAAUAACAGAACUGUUCAGGCUUCGAGAAGAUUUUUAUACAAAUAUGAUCCUAAUUCGGUUAUGGAAGCCAUUAGGAAGAUGAAAUCUAAGAACUUGUUUGUCCAUGAGCCAAUAGGGCCAGUAGGUGAGUAUCUGAAGGUGGUUCCUAAGGUGUCGUCCUGGAAAGUGUUGCCGAUCAUUGAAAGGCACCUGAAGAAGUUUCUUUUAACAUGGCUCGUGUCAACGGAACAGGAUAGAGUAGCGUUGCAGAACAUAUUGAUGGACCACGGGUGUGACAUGAACAGCAUUAAGAUCACAAAAACGAAUCUGUUCACUUGCAAGACCGAUAUUGUGAGGAGGACUCAGAGGGAGUUGAGCGGAAGCCCCUUUGACUCCGUGAUGUUUAACUUUCUGUCUGUGAAGGACAUUCCGGCCGUGCUGAUGAGUAUCCUCAUUGACUCCUUUAACAUCUCGAAGACUGGCAUCUGCACUGAUGAGAGGGAGAUGGUGAGGGUGCUGAACGACGAGAAGUUGAAGGUGACUGCAGCGUACACGCUCAACAACCUGGACUUUGGGAAGAGGCUUAACGGCUCGCUCUUCAUGACGCCCUCGUACGACAAGAACCCCUACAACUACAGGUUCGUUAGGUACUCGGAUCAGGAGCAGCUCGACCUUAUUUCUGAGUCGAAACAGAGACUCAGCGAGUGCAGAGCCAGGGAGGAGAAGCUGAGGAAGUACUCGCAUGAUUUAAAUGCAAAGUUGUCAGCAAACAAAAAGAGGAUAACUGCAGUUAAGUCAAAACUGAACUCGCUCAGGUCGAAAAAGACCGAUUUGAUAACAAUUAGGACGAAAAUAGAGUCCGACUUAAACAACCAGGUGGAAAUAGAGAAGAUGUUGCAAGAUUCAUUGACUUGUAACCCCUGCUGCGUGCAGUCACUAGCUAACCGUAGUCUUAAUACUUAUGAAUUACUCUUCCAGGCUGAUUCUUUCGACGACGUUGUGAGGUAUAAACAGAAUUAUGCUGAGCAGUUAAUCUCACUUAAUGGGCAAAUGAAGGGGCACGAGGAUAAGCUCGAUUCUGUUCUGAAGGAGAAGAGCGUCCACGAGGCUACUUUGAGGGAGCAGAACGUGGUCCUCGAUGCAAUUUUGUCCGAAAUUUCCGAAAAGAGGAUGAGCUCCAACAAGUUACUGUCCAGUAUAAACUCCAGCAAGAACGAAAUCAAGGCCGUGUUGAGGGACACCAUGACCUACAACUCCACUCUCGCCGGCUACGCCAAGGACGCUGAGGAUGCUCUCAACGAGGUCAACGUUAGUUUUCUGUCGACUCACACUCUGCAGAAGCACGAAAGGGACUUGCAGGAUUCCGGAAUUGACUUUUCCGGGCCCCUGCCUCCCAAAAGGUCCCAGGAAUACUUGAAGAUCGUCAACGCCAGUCGCGAGGUGCUGAGCUCCAUCGUCGACUCUUCCCGCAAUGUCGAGGCCCACCUUGAGAACCUAAAGCUCAAGCACCGUGAGGCUCAGGAGUCCUACAGCGACAAGCUUGCUAAGCUUGCUGAGACUCAGGGCAACUACUCCAGGCAGAAGGCCAACUACACCAGCAGGAUUCGUCUUUUCGACGACUACCGUCUCAGGAUGGAGAAGCUAGCCAAGUUGGUUUUCAGGCAGACUCUUGAUGCUGUUUGUGGCUACGACGGCAGUUUAAUUUUCAACGACGUUAAGAGGUUAUAUUAUCUUCAUUUACUUUUUUUCUUCAGGACUCUUGACAUUCACAUUUUAAACAAACAGCAGUCCUAUGAUAGGGCUCAUGUUGCUCGCGACCUCAAGCUUUCCUUUUCUCCCAUUCACAUGUUCGACGAGAUAGACGUUUACAUGGAUGAAAGCACUAGGAUUAAAAAUGUCAACGCCAUUGUUCAGUUUGCUUCUAACAACAGGGAUCGUCAGUUUUUUCUUCUUACUCCUCACAUGGAAUUCGCCAAACACGUUUCAGAAUCACAUCCUGAUAUUGCUAGGCUGUUCAAUGUUUCCAAAUCUCACAACCAAGCUACUUAA